UUGCACUUGUGAGGCAGGUGGCGGAACCACUGAGCUAAAUCCCUGGCCCCUUCAACACCAUUUUAACUGCAUAUUGUAAAACACACACACGCACAGGUCUAUGAAAUAAAAGGCAGCCUUUCUGCUUGAAGGCUCCCUCCACUUUUCCCCUCCUCCCUUUGUUCUUAUUCCCCUCCCCUCCUCCUCCUCCCUUCCAGUUCCAUAUUGAAAAACUGCUUCUGCUGGAUGGAUAAUUAACAUGGUACUAUGGAGCAACAGGUCCCACUGGUAGUGACUAAAUCUGAAGUAAAUGCUAAUGUUGUGCAGAUUCACAUGUAUUAAUAGGCAAGGGAGAUGAGUGAGGUUAGACACAGAUCAACCACACUUACGUGGGACUUGAAAUAGAUCCUUUUAAUUAGGGAGCCAAGAACCGUGACAAUUACCAAUAUCUUCCACUUGUAGUGGUGAGCUGCAGCCCUAUUAGUGAAUGAAAGAGACAUGCUAAAUUGAAAUUGGUCUCCAUCCUUUGACUGUAAGUUGGGAUCAUCUGGCUCUAGGCUUUGAAUCUUUGACAUAGAGAGGUCUGUCAGUGCAGGCAUUACAGUGAGCUGUGGAGUGUGUUUAUAGUUUUCUCCAUAUGACUCAAGAAAUAGACUAGUCUACAAGUAAACUCCUUUCUGAGAAGUAGAGAUAGCCCAAUUGGAUUUGUUUAUGGGAAUCAGGAUACGUUGCAGUCAUGCUGCUGAGGCUAGCUUUAGGAAGUUUUAGUUUUAAAAUUUUCUUAAUAUUCUGGGGAGGGCAGAGCGAGUGUGGUUGCACCAACACCAGUACUUAGCCACGGAGUAGCGUGUCUUUGGGCUAGAGAGCGGAACAUCUGGCUUCUGAGCUGGGACCUUCUCUGUGGUAACAAGGAAAGAACGAUGAGCAUCAGAUGUGGAAGCCACAGCAGAUUUAAAAAUGGGUGAUUUUUUUUUUUUUUGGUACCGGGGAUUGAACUCGGGACCUUGCGCUUGCAAGGCAGGCGCCGGAACCACUGAGCUAAAUCCUCAGCUAAAAAUGGGUGAUGUUGAGAAAGGCAAGAUUUUUGUACAGAAGUGUGCCCAGUGCCACACUGUGGAAAAGGGAGGCAAGCACAAGACUGGCCCAAAUCUCCAUGGUCUGUUUGGGCGGAAGACAGCCCAAGCUGUUGGAUUCUCUUACACAGAUGCCAACAAGAACAAAGGCAUCACCUGGGGAGAGGAUACAUUGAUGGAGUACUUGAGGAAUCCCAAGAAGUACAUCCCUGGAACAAAAAUGAUCUUCAGGGGCAUUAAGAAGGGAGAAAGAGCAGACUUAAUAGCUUACCUCAAAAAAGCUACUAAUGAGUAAUAGUCACUGCCUUAUUUAUUACAGAACAGAAAUGUCUCAUGGCUUUUUUAUGUGUACCAUAAUUUAAUAUCUC
Molecule: messenger RNA, 1420 nt
Organism: Heterocephalus glaber (naked mole-rat)
Lineage: Eukaryota; Metazoa; Chordata; Mammalia; Rodentia; Bathyergidae
Source: RefSeq, a predicted model, not a curated record